AGUCGAGUCUCUCCAUAGUAUGGUUGGUCGUUUCGGCAGCGGAGCUCCGGUUGCGGGAUUUCCAUCCAUCGUUCAGAAAGAGUUUGACGGGUCAGGUCGCGACUGUAUCCCGCCUUUAUAGUCAUAACAAGGCGUGUUCUGUAACGGACUCUGAUCUACAUCAACAGCAGCGGGUUAUUCUUUUACUUUCUGUCGCAUUGCUGAGUGAUGGACAGCUCGCUGUAACUUGGAGCCGCGGGACACAGACCUACAGGAAGCUGAAGAACCACAAUGGGACCGAAGACUGAAGACUAGUGUAUGUGAGUGGCUGGAAGACCAUCAAGACCAGAGCUCAGCAGAACCGGUUCUGAUGGCAGAAAACGUCUCGUCUGGUCUGUUGGAGGCGUGUGUGGUGCUCGGAGUAUCCAAUGAACGUCUGAAAGAACUAAGCCUGCUGCAGGGUAAGGACAAAGAGCCUCUGGUGGAGGCGGAGGUGCUGCAGGUUCACGCGCCGCCGUUUGUGACGAAGGAGAGUUCCAGUAACGGCAUUGAACACAAUCACGCUCCGGCCUUCAGCAGAGUCCAGCGGAGACGCUCCUUUAAGAAGAAGAGAGACCGACUGGUUUCCACCAUCAGCAAUUCUGGCCAAACCAACGAACCAGCGGUCGCCGCGUCAGACGACCUCAGCGUACCUCAGAACAUUGACCUGAUAGCCCUGCCGCAGCUCUGCUUCCCAGAUGGGUUGCGAAUAACCAGUGAGAGCAGAGAAGACGACUAUCAUUUCCUGGUGUUCACGGAUGUGUUUGGGAACCAGACUCAUGGUGUGGUGGCUCAGUACUGCAAACCUGUUCACUUCCAUCCAGAUAAUGGGAUUCAUCAAAAUGGCCAUCGACUGAACAAACUCCAGCGUCUGUUCACCACAUACAGCAUCUGUAUCAUCUCCAAAUAUCCAUAUUAUAACGCCCUCAGAGACUGUCUGUCCAGUUUCUUGCUCCAGCUAAAAACGUCCCGCAUGUGUGAGUUUGAAGAGCAGGUGAAGGAGUUUUCGGCCAAACUGGCGCUGGUGCCCAUCCCGCCUCCUGGACCGCUGCAUGUGGUGUUCAAUCUCAGACCCUUUCAGAUUGAACUUCCCUCCAGACUGGAUGUGGAUCGGCCCGUCAUGGACCUCGAUCUUCACCUGCCGUUUCUGUGUUUCAGACCCGAACAGAUCCUGCAGAUCAUCAGCAGUAUCCUGAUGGAGCAGAGGGUGGUGUUUCUGUCCACCGACUGGGCCAAACUCACGCUAGUCGCCGAAUGCUUCAUGAUCUUCAUUCACCCACUGCGCUGGCAGCAUCCGUUCGUACCCGUCCUGUCUCGCCAGAUGCUGGACUUCAUCAUGGCGCCCACCGCCUUCCUGAUGGGCUGCCACACGUCCCACUUCGAGGAGGUCGCAGAGGAGUUGGAUGAUCUGGUUCUUGUAGACAUUGACCAAGGAACAGUGUUGUCUUUGUGUUCAAACAAACUUGAGCUUCCAGAUGUGCCACUGACAGCCAGAGAUUGUUUUAUAUUUCGAGCUAAAGGGCUUCAGCUUCACUAUGAUCUGGAUGUGUGUCGCGUCGGGAGUCGCACUGACAUCAACGAGCUGCGCGCUCUCAGGAGACAGUGGCAGCACAAAGUCAACACCGUCAUCCUCAACGUCACCAUGGAGCUCAUCGUCAACAUCUUCAGUGAAGUUUGUGACUUCCUGAACUAUGAGCAUCGAGUUUUCAACAGCGAGGAGUUCCUCCGGUCCAGAGAGACGACCGAUCACGAGUUCUACAAGAAGGUUUUAGACACUCAUAUAUUCCACUCAUUUCUACGGGACCGCUUGAACAGGAAGAAUGACGCUUUCACUCACAUGCAGCUGAACAUCCGCUCAGAGACUCGCAGGAUGAGAGCCAUGACAGAGUCUCCUCGCAGACCAGCGAUGGAGGAGAUCCGCAAGUACGUCAGACCAGAGAACGGCCUGAGCAGCAGGCUGGGGGUGAGUAUGCCAAACCUGGCCGACCACCGCCUGCUCACCGUCCCGGUCCGACAGACGUCCAUGAGGACCAUGCCUUUCCACAGCUGUUCCUGGAGUCCCUCAAGGCCAAUCAAAACCUUUAAACUCCCAGAAUUCCCUCCUCCGCUCGCCUACCAAUAUGUUAAGAGUUACUACAAUGAUCUCAUCAAAGAGUUGAGCAAAGCCAUCUCCACGGCAACCCCAGAUGACUCCGCUCUCCUGGCCCGUUAUUAUUACUUACGAGGACUGGUGAACUCUGUUGCCGGGAAGCGCGUGGAUGCCCUCGGAGACUUCCAGAGCUUGUAUAAGACAGACAUGGACAUCUUUCCUGCCGAGCUGCUGAACGCGCUGGUCGAGUCUCUGCCGGCGGAGGAGAGGAGGAUGGCCGAGCGACGCCCCGAUUUGAAGCGUCUGAUCAGCUGGGUGAAAAGAGAGAAUGAACGGGAGCGGGCGCGACCGAUGGAUGGCGGUACGGUGAAGAGAUUCGAACUGCCCAAGAAACACUUGCACAUGGAGGACUUUGUGCGGCGCGUUCAGGAAUCUGGCAUUGUGAAGGAUCAGGACACCAUCCAGCGGCUGUUUGAGGCGCUCACUGUGGGUGUGGAUUCCACUUCCCAGUCUGUGUUUUACCUUGAGCUGGAGGGUAAGCAUAGCUUGCAUGUGCCAUCAGUACUAACAGCAUCACGGCAUGAUGGCACACGUGACGUGAAGAUAUCGUCCGCUCCUUUCCUUCUGCUGAGGAUCCCAGCGCUGAAGAUCAAAACCUCCCUCAGGAAGGAGACGUUCGAGGCCAAUCUGAAGUCGGAGUGUGACCUUUGGCACCUGAUGAUCAAAGAGAUGUGGGCCGGCAGGAAGAUGGCGGACGAUCAUAAGGACCCUCAGUUCAUGGAGCAGGCCUUGACUAACGCUCUGCUGAUGGAUGCUGUGGUCGGCUGCCUGCAGUCACAGAAAGCCAUCUUCGCUGCUACCAAACUGGCCUACUUCGACAAGAAGAAGCUUGAGGUCCCCAUGAUGGUCCCUAAAACAACAUCUGAGACCCUGAAACACAAGAUCAAUCCGUCUCUGGACCAGACGUCACCUCAGGCCGUGGACGUCCUGCUCUACACGCCUGGUCAGCUGGGCGUUUCGGAGUUGGACGGCGGAGGAAACCCAAAGCUGUGGUGCGCUUUGAGCGAUGGGAAGGUGCUGGUGUUCGACGCGGCCAGCUGGUCCAUGCAGCACAACUCUGUUCAAGUGGGAAAGUCCCGUCAGCUGGGCGCUUCGGAGUUGGACGGCGGAGGAAACCCAAAGCUGUGGUGCGCUUUGAGCGAUGGGAAGGUGCUGGUGUUCGACGCGGCCAGCUGGUCCAUGCAGCACAACUCUGUUCAAGUGGGAAAGUCCCGUCUGAAUUGCAUGCUGGCAGUGAACCAGCAGCAGCUGUGGAUCGGCUCAACGGAUUCGUUCAUUUACAUCAUAAACCCGAGGAGCGUUUCCUGCAAUAAACAACUGACAGAGCACCGUGGCGAGGUCACCGGACUCGCCCUGGAGGAGAGAACUGAUAAAUUCAGUCAGACGGUGGCGUACUCGUGCAGUGAAGAUGGCAGUGUGAUCGUGUGGGACGUUACGACGCUGCAGGUCAGACGGCAGUUCAGAGUCUCCUGUAACAGACUGCAGUGCAUCCAGAUCCAUAACGGCAUGCUGUGGUGCUGUGGUCGUGAUUGUCUGCUGGAAGUGCGCAGGAACGGCACGGUUCAUCGUAAGGUGUCUCUUCCAGAUCACCUGCUGAGUUCACCGAGGGGCUUCAGCAGUUUCCUGCUCUUUAACGAGUCGGAGCAGCUGUGGGCGGGUUUUGCAGACGCAGGUGAGCUGUGUGUGUGGCCCUGCAGAGAACUGAACAAACCCUUCAUCAGGAUCCAGCUCAAAGACUGCGCUGGUGUCGUCUGCAUGAUCAAAGUCAAGAACCAGAUCUGGGUGGGCUGCCAGGGGAAGACCCGCGGGAAGAUCUACGUGGUGGACACGGAUCGAUACACGGUGGAGAAGGAGCUGAUGGCACACGACGACAGCGUUCAGACUCUGUGCUCGGCUGAAGAUCGCUACGUUCUCAGCGGAGCCGCGCGGGCCGACGGCAAAAUCGCCAUCUGGAAGGUUGAGUAGAAACCAGCCAGAACGUGUGAUCCGGUUCAGCCUUACAAAACACAAUUUCUCAAUCAGAUAUAAACAUUUAUAGACAAGUGAAGCAUAUCUUCAAAAAUAAGAGACCAUGCAUGACCAUAAAUGCAUAGAUGCAUAGCAUGCAUUUACAGCCAAAUCAUGCAAAUUCUCACAUUCAUAUAUCAUUUGAGCGUUAAUUUGCUUGUUACAUGAAUAUGAAAUGUAAAUAUGGAAGGCAAGGACACUUCUACACUACAUUUAUUAUGAAUUCUUCAGUGUUAUAUCACUAUUUAUGUAUUUCGUUCAUGUCUGAAUAUGAUUUAUGAUGAAGGAUUUCCUCUGGACUGUUAUUUAAUGAGUUCAAGUCCAAAAACAGCAAACUAAUGGAGAUGAAACGUGCCAGUGUACAUGUUUAUUAGUGCACAAAGUCUUGUUUUAAGAUGUUUUAACUGCGUUACAGGCCGGUUAGCUUCACUUUGCACUCGCUUUAUGAAGUACAUGUAUUUUAUACAUGUGAAAACACAUUUGUAUGAAUUUGUGAAUUUUUAAAGGGAUAAUUGUUUGAUUACAUGGUCAUAAAUGAAUAAUGAACACCUGGUGGCAUUUUAGAAAUAUGAGAAUGCACUUUACUCUCCAACACUACUUUUCUUCUUAUAAUAAUAGUAGUCUAGGAUGCAUAACUUUUCAGUAAAGGAACAAUAAGGCUCAUUGAAGAGUAAGUUUUCAAUACCAUAUGACUAUGAAUGAAUAUGACUGAGUUACUGUCUGCAUUCAUAUGUUUCAUAUCAAGAACUUUUGUAAAUAGUUUAUCAUGUAUUAUAUCUAUAUUUAUCUAUGCAAAAUCCAUUUUAAUGGCCAUAAUGGUUUUAUAUUGAAACAUUUCACUUCUGCGUUUGUUUAUAAAUGUCAUUUUGAAGA
Molecule: messenger RNA, 5047 nt
Organism: Sinocyclocheilus grahami
Lineage: Eukaryota; Metazoa; Chordata; Actinopteri; Cypriniformes; Cyprinidae
Product: DENN domain-containing protein 3-like
Exons: 25
Coding region: 350-4132 (1260 amino acids)
Biological process (GO): regulation of Rab protein signal transduction
Cellular component (GO): cytoplasmic vesicle
Molecular function (GO): protein binding
Source: RefSeq, a predicted model, not a curated record